GCUGGGCGGGGCUAGACUCUGUCCUAUCUAAGGUGGUAGAGGCCAGUGAUUCUCCAGGCCGCAUCUCCUAGAAAAGUCAUCUUCUCGCGAACCUUUAAAGUCCCUGCCUCCGGAGGCACCUCAAGGGACUAGGACUGACUGCCUUAUCUUUUUCCUCCUUCCCAAAGUCCCGUUUGCUAUCAUGGGGAUGUACCAAGUGAGACGGAGUAGGGGGACCGAGUGGUGACCGGCACGCUGGUCACUGUCUGCUGCCCACUUCAGCGUUAGCAAACUUCUAGCAAGAUCGGAACUGAGUACUAAACAACCUCUACACUUCCCCCCUGGCGCCAUUCCAGGGCAGCGCCACAUUCCCCAGUGGGCGCGCAAUGGCCGCGCCCCCUCCCGCUGCGGACGGGUCUUUUGGUACAUCCAGUCCGAGGUCGCCAUGGAUCGGAUGAAGAAGAUCAAACGGCAGCUGUCAAUGACACUCCGAGGGGGCCGAGGUGUAGAUAAGACCAAUGGUGCCCCUGAACAGAUAGGCCUGGAUGAGAGUGGCAGUGGCGGCGGCAGUGACCUUGGAGAGGGCCCCACACGUGCUGCCCCUGGUGAACCUCGCUCUGGACGGGGCCCACUCAGCUCUGCACCAGAGAUUGUACACGAGGACUUGAAGAUGGGGUCUGACGGGGAAAGUGACCAGGCUUCAGCCACGUCCUCGGAUGAGGUGCAGUCACCAGUGAGGGUGCGCAUGCGCAACCAUCCCCCACGCAAGAUCUCCACUGAGGACAUCAACAAGCGCCUAUCACUACCAGCUGACAUCCGGCUGCCCGAGGGCUACCUUGAGAAGCUGACCCUCAAUAGCCCCAUCUUCGACAAGCCCCUCAGCCGCCGCCUCCGCCGUGUCAGCCUGUCUGAGAUUGGCUUUGGGAAACUGGAGACCUACAUCAAGCUGGACAAGCUGGGAGAGGGUACCUAUGCCACCGUGUACAAAGGCAAAAGCAAGCUCACAGACAACCUCGUGGCACUCAAGGAGAUCAGACUGGAACACGAAGAGGGGGCACCCUGCACCGCCAUCCGGGAAGUGUCCCUGCUCAAGGACCUCAAACACGCCAACAUCGUCACGCUACACGACAUUAUUCACACGGAGAAGUCCCUCACCCUUGUCUUUGAGUACCUGGACAAGGACCUGAAGCAGUACCUGGAUGACUGUGGGAACGUCAUCAACAUGCACAAUGUGAAACUGUUCCUGUUCCAGCUGCUCCGUGGCCUGGCCUACUGCCACCGGCAGAAGGUGCUACACCGAGACCUCAAGCCCCAGAACCUGCUCAUCAAUGAGAGAGGAGAGCUCAAGCUGGCCGACUUUGGCCUGGCCCGGGCCAAGUCAAUUCCAACGAAGACCUACUCCAAUGAGGUGGUAACACUGUGGUACCGGCCCCCCGACAUCCUGCUCGGGUCCACGGACUACUCCACUCAGAUUGACAUGUGGGGUGUGGGCUGCAUCUUCUAUGAGAUGGCCACAGGCCGGCCCCUCUUCCCGGGCUCCACGGUGGAGGAACAGCUGCACUUCAUCUUCCGCAUCUUGGGAACCCCAACUGAGGAGACAUGGCCGGGCAUCCUGUCCAAUGAAGAGUUCAAGACAUACAACUACCCCAAGUACCGAGCCGAGGCCCUUUUGAGCCAUGCACCCCGACUUGACAGCGACGGGGCUGACCUCCUCACCAAGCUGCUGCAGUUUGAAGGUCGCAAUCGGAUCUCCGCAGAAGAUGCCAUGAAACAUCCAUUCUUCCUCAGUCUGGGGGAACGGAUCCACAAACUUCCUGACACUACUUCCAUAUUUGCACUAAAGGAGAUCCAGCUACAAAAGGAGGCCAGCAUUCGGUCUUCGUCAAUGCCUGACUCAGUUGCCGGCGGACAGCAUGGCCGUGCCAGCCUCCCACACUGAGGCCAGGCCUAUACCCCUCCCCAUCAUGCCCCACCCCCCGCAGGACCACUACCCCACGGCAAGCCAGGGGUCUGGAGCUAGCCCAGGCUGGGGAUCUCGACUCAGACAAGACACGGUGAUGCCUUGGGUCUGAGGCUCCCCUGUCUGCUUUCCUGCCUGCCCCACCUGCCUCAUGUUGUGUGGGCCUUUUUCUUUUUGUUUCAUUCAUUGUUGUUUUUUAAUUAUUUUAAAUGAGGUUUUCAUUUUUUAAAUGCAAUAUCUCUGUAUACAGGCUGGCUGGGCCCCACCCACUGUGUGGCCCUCCCACAGUAUUUUGUGCAAUGAAGCCCCGCUCCCAGCCUUUCCAUGGCAGGGACACAACCCCUAUUCAAAACCCUGACCAUCACCAGACCCUGGGGUCAGCUAAGGGAAAGCAUGCCUCAACCACUCGCCUUCCGACCCCCACCUGCCAUCCCCAGCUGCAGGGGGACUUGGGGACUACUGGAGAUUCUCUGGGAGAUGGAUGAGGUGGGGGGCCCCCACUCUUUCCCUCCUGCAGUCCCAUAGCAGGGGCCUCCUUCUCAGGGUCUCCCUAGCCCAGCCCUCCUGCCCCCAUCCCACUCGGUGCUGUUGAGUAGGGCCCCUGCCAGGAACUGACCAACUCAGCGAGGAGCCAUAGUGUGUAUAUGUACACAGGCAGGGACAGAGGGGCACAUGGUGGGGGGGGGGUGUGCCCAGGCGUUACCCCCUAACCCCUGGGGAAGAUGAGGCAGGGCAGGGACAGUCUCUGGGGUCAGUCUCCAGAUGGGUGGUUACCUCCCCUUCAACUCUAAACCCUGGGGCCCUCAAAUGGGGUGGGAGGGCAGGGGCCUUCCU
This is a messenger RNA of Globicephala melas (long-finned pilot whale), 2773 nucleotides long. It is a transcript of the gene CDK16, whose product is annotated as cyclin dependent kinase 16. Gene Ontology annotation, molecular function: ATP binding; cyclin-dependent protein serine/threonine kinase activity. Gene Ontology annotation, biological process: neuron projection development; exocytosis; protein phosphorylation. The record is from RefSeq and is a predicted model, not a curated record. Gene Ontology annotation, cellular component: nucleus; synaptic vesicle; cytoplasm. Lineage: Eukaryota; Metazoa; Chordata; Mammalia; Artiodactyla; Delphinidae.